GUGCCAAAUUCCAAUAGCAGCCGUUCAUUUCCCAAAUCCAUUCCUCUCUCCCACUCUUUCUUUCAGCAGCUGAGACCUGACCCUGUGAAAGAGUGAGCGAGUGAGAGAGAAAUGGCACUUAGCUUCUUCAACAGCUCGGCCUUCUAUACGAUGAGCCCUAACCUUCCUAGUCCUACUCCUAGAAGAAGCUUCUUCGCUUCUCCACUCUCUAACCAACUCUCCGGCCUUCGCUUUUCUUCAUCUUUUACCUCCAAACGGGCCCUCAAUUUCCGUUCCCCUAAUACCUCUCACCGACCGAUCAGAUGCUCGGUUUCUCAAGUUACGGAAACCACCACGUCUGAGAAGAAGAGCCAGUUGAAGAGGAGAAGUGACAUUAGGAAUAUAGCGAUUGUAGCUCAUGUAGAUCACGGAAAGACAACUUUGGUUGAUUCUAUGUUGAGGCAAGCAAAGGUUUUUCGUGACAACCAAUUUGUACAGGAAAGGAUAAUGGACUCUAAUGAUCUAGAGCGUGAAAGAGGAAUUACAAUCCUUAGCAAAAAUACAUCUAUCACAUAUAAAGAUGUAAAGAUUAACAUAAUUGAUACUCCCGGGCACUCUGACUUUGGAGGGGAAGUGGAACGAAUCCUCAAUAUGGUGGAAGGGGUUCUUCUAGUGGUAGAUUCUGUUGAGGGUCCAAUGCCUCAAACGAGAUUUGUUCUAAAGAAGGCACUAGAAUUUGGGCUUGCUGUUGUUGUUGUGGUCAAUAAGAUUGACAGACCUUCUGCUCGUCCUGAGUUUGUCGUCAAUUCGACUUUUGAACUCUUUAUUGAACUGAAUGCAACAGAUGAACAGUGUGAUUUCCAAGCAAUAUAUGCUAGUGGUAUUAAGGGAAAGGCGGGAUUAUCACCUGAAAUUUUGGCGGAAGAUCUUGGCCCACUUUUCGAGUCCAUAAUCAGAUGCAUACCUGGUCCACACAUUGAAAAAGAUGGUGCACUGCAAAUGCUUGUUACAAAUAUUGAGUAUGAUGAACAUAAAGGCCGAAUAGCCAUUGGACGCUUACAUGCUGGAGCUCUGCGUAAAGGAUUGGAUGUGAGGGUAUGCACCUCAGAAGAUUCAUGUAGGUAUGCAAGAGUUAGUGAGCUUUUUGUGUAUGAGAAAUUCAAUAGGGUUCCUGCAGAUAGUGUGGAAGCUGGCGACAUAUGUGCAGUCUGUGGGGUUGAUGAUGUACAGAUUGGCGAGACGAUUGCUGAUAAAUCAUCUGGGAAGCCUUUACCUGCCAUUAGGGUGGAAGAACCAACUGUCAAAAUGGCUUUCUCCAUAAAUACUUCUUCUUUUGUUGGGCGUGAGGGAAAGUAUGUUACAAGUAGAAACUUGAGAGAUCGGCUCUACCGUGAGCUCGAGCGUAAUUUGGCUAUGAGAGUUGAUGAUGGAGAAACAGCAGAUACAUUCAUUGUUAGUGGUCGUGGUACAUUACAUAUCACCAUACUGAUAGAAAACAUGCGAAGAGAAGGAUACGAAUUCAUGGUGGGACCCCCCAAAGUUAUCAACAAAAAAGUAAAUGAAAAGUUGCUGGAACCAUAUGAGAUUGCCACAGUGGAGGUACCAAAAGAACACAUGGGACCUGUGGUUGAACUUCUUGGCAAAAGGCGUGGACUGAUGUUCGAUAUGGAAGGGGUUGGGUCGGAAGGAACAACACUACUGAAAUAUAAAAUUCCAACCCGCGGUCUUCUUGGGUUGCGAAAUGCAAUUUUAACAGCUUCUCGGGGCACGGCAAUUCUCAACACCAUAUUUGAUAGCUAUGGACCUUGGGCAGGUGAUAUUACUACCAGGGAUCAGGGUUCACUGGUUGCCUUUGAGGAGGGAACAACUACUUCUUAUGCCCUUUUUAGUUCACAAGAGAGGGGGCAGAUGUUUGUUGGUCCUGGGGUGGAGGUUUAUAAAGGUCAAAUAGUCGGUAUUCAUCAGCGGCCUGGGGACUUGUCUCUUAAUGUCUGCAAGAAAAAGGCUGCAACAAAUGUACGCUCCAACAAGGAGCAAACAGUGGUUCUUGAUACCCCAUUGAGUUAUAGUCUGGACGACUGCAUUGAGUACAUUCAAGAAGAUGAACUGGUUGAGGUCACUCCGUCAAGUAUCCGAAUGUGCAAAAAUCCCAAAAUUACAAAGAAGUCGAGGUAGACAUUCGAUGUAGAUGUCUACCAUCUGGAUAUGCUGUCAAAGCGCCUUUGAAAAACCUAUCCCAAUUUCAUUGAAACCGCAUACAUUUUGCAAUUAGCUAUUUCCAUCCACACAAUCCGACCUCUCCCUCUCCCUCUCCCUCUCCCUCUCCCGUCUUACAGUAGUUUAACUAAUUCGAAUUGUUGGGAGAAAGGGGUACAUGAAUUUUUGCUUUCUAGUAUGAUGACUGUAUAUAAUGUUGCGGUAAAUUAAUAAUUGUACAACAGAUGAGGAUGCUCAAUAGUGAAUUAUACGAAAGUGCUCAUAAACGUCAUGAACAGGUCACUUUUUUUGGUGUAAUGGGUAAUUUAGCCGCAUACAUGCAAAGAAAAAUGUACGUCACUUGCCAUUUCUUCUGUUGA
Juglans regia (Persian walnut) is the source of this 2555-nucleotide messenger RNA. Its product is annotated as putative elongation factor TypA-like SVR3, chloroplastic. The coding region runs from base 112 to 2154 and encodes 680 amino acids. Gene Ontology annotation, molecular function: GTP binding; GTPase activity. Gene Ontology annotation, cellular component: ribonucleoprotein complex; cytosol. The record is from RefSeq and is a predicted model, not a curated record. The transcript is spliced from 14 exons. Lineage: Eukaryota; Viridiplantae; Streptophyta; Magnoliopsida; Fagales; Juglandaceae.